AAAUUCGAUCAUGUGAGGAAGCCCGGCGGCCGUUAGUGGGAGAAGAUGGAGCGAGAUGGGUUUUAUCCGAUAUUUUGCUAAUUUUGUCAUCGAUGAAACACUUUAUCUCAAUACAAUUUUCUGUUAUAAAAACUAGAAUAUUUUACGAACAGAGUGGACUAAGUUUUUGUAGACAUUACCCUUUGCCAAAGUUUUUUUUUUUAAACUGCGUUGUUUACAAGGUGUGAAAGGGCGAAUUGCGUUAUUGCACACGUGCCUUUCACAUAGUAGGCGUUCCCUAACGGAAAUAUGCUAAGUAAUGCUCGAACGCACCAAUAGGAUCUAGCUAUCCCGGUACUUGGCCCCUCCCACUAUGAUUCGAUUUCUACCAUCGGAAACGAGAGGCUGUGGCUUAUCUUGGGUCAGUUAUAAACCAACUUCACAGUGACAUUUUUAGCAGCUUGCUUCCUGGUUAUUAUAUAUACAUAUAUAUAUAUUUUUUAAACCUUUUGUCGUGGUCUUACUGUGACUAUCACAGGGACUAGUUGUGAAAUCACUCCACUGAUAUCUCCAGUUAGUUUAUACAAGUCAGAAAAUAGCCCACUGUGAUUUUCUUUGGAUAAUACUGUGCAGAUGCCACCACUUGCAAGGGCGAGUGGCAAAGGGAUGAAAAGAAGGCCCAAACUAGACUGGCGUUUUGUCCAGAGAUUCUGCAGCAUCCAGAGGGUUCUCUUCCCAUCAUGGUCCAGUCAGAACGUACUGAUGUUGGGGACGUUGGUGGGAGUCACACUCACAGAACAGAUGAUCAUUUACCAAGUGGGAGUCAUCCCCAGUCAGUUCUAUGAGGCCCUGUCUGACAAGGACUAUGGUGCGUUCAAGAACCUCGCAGGGUUGGCCUUCCUGCUUAUACUGCUCAACUCCACAUUGAAGAGUGUGGACCAGUAUAUCUGCAGUCUGAUGUCUGUGAGUUGGAGGAAGUCUUUAACAGAGAGUCUACACAGAGCUUACUUCCAGGGGAACGUUUACUACACACUCAACGUGCUCAGAGAGGACAUUGAUAACCCAGACCAGCGAAUCAGUCAGGACACAGAGAGGUUAUGUAAACAGAUGAGCACCAUGGUCAGCAGAUUGAUCAUCUCUCCAUUCACCUUGGUCUACUACACCUACCAAUGUUUCUACAGCACUGGCUGGAUCGGUCCUGUUAGUAUCUUUGGCUACUUCAUAGUGGGAACUAUCACCAAUAAAAUCCUCAUGGGGCCAAUUGUGUCGACUCUGUUUGAACAGGAGAAACUGGAGGGAGACUUCAGGUUCAAGCACAUGCAAAUCCGGUCCAACGCAGAGUCUGCCGCUUUCUACAGAGCUGGCAAAGUGGAACACAUGAGGACAGACAGGAGACUGCAGACGCUGCUGCGCUGCCAGAAGAGUCUGAUGAACAAAGAACUCUGGCUGUACAUUGGAGUGAACACCUUUGACUACCUGGGUGGUAUCCUCAGCUACAUCAUUAUCUCCAUCCCCAUCUUUUCGGGUGUUUAUAACAACCUCAGUCCAGGGGAGCUCAGUGCCCUCAUCAGUAAGAAUGCCUUUGUAUGUAUCUACUUGAUAAGCUGCUUCAGUCAGCUAAUAGACCUGUCCACCACUCUGUCAGACGUGGCUGGAUACACCCACAGGAUAGGAGAGCUGAGGGAAGUAAUGGAUGAUAUCUUGAGGACACGUUGUGACUACGACCCUGCAUCAGGAGAUUCCUACGACUUUGACAGUGACAAGGUCCACAGUGGUCCAGUAGAUACAGCCUUCAUCCUGGACUGUGUGUCCUACAAGAGUCCCUUCUCUGAGCAGCUGCUGGUUGAAGAGCUGAGUAUCAAGAUCAGCCAGGGCUCCAAUCUGCUGGUGGUGGGAAAUACAGGCACUGGGAAGACCUCCCUACUGAGGGUCCUGAACCGCCUGUGGGAGGCCGACAGCGGCUAUGUCCAGAUGACGACGUGUUUCGGUCCCAGGGGAAUCCUCUUUCUGCCUCAGAAACCCUACCUGACAGACGGAACACUCAGAGAACAGGUGAUCUACCCUCUGAAGGAGAUCUACCCUGUAUCAGGGUCAGUGGACGAUGAGAGAAUCAUACAGUACCUGGAACUAGCUGGAGUGUCUAGUCUCCUGAAGAGGACAGGAGGACUGGAUGAGCCUGUAGACUGGAACUGGUAAGGAACAAACAAAUGUGGUCUUG
Molecule: messenger RNA, 2197 nt
Organism: Oncorhynchus kisutch (coho salmon)
Lineage: Eukaryota; Metazoa; Chordata; Actinopteri; Salmoniformes; Salmonidae
Gene: abcd4
Product: ATP-binding cassette, sub-family D (ALD), member 4
Exons: 16
Coding region: 613-2175 (520 amino acids)
Biological process (GO): very long-chain fatty acid catabolic process; long-chain fatty acid import into peroxisome; fatty acid beta-oxidation
Cellular component (GO): peroxisomal membrane
Molecular function (GO): ATP hydrolysis activity; long-chain fatty acid transmembrane transporter activity; ABC-type transporter activity
Source: RefSeq, a predicted model, not a curated record